Molecule: messenger RNA, 2353 nt
Organism: Paramisgurnus dabryanus
Lineage: Eukaryota; Metazoa; Chordata; Actinopteri; Cypriniformes; Cobitidae
Molecular function (GO): zinc ion binding
Source: RefSeq, a predicted model, not a curated record
UAACAGCUUCAUCCAAUGAAACCGAAGCAAGGGCGGGGUCAAGACGUUUGAACGUGCUGCAGAGGGAUUGAGGAAUACGUUACGUUACGCGGAAUACAAGACAUAUAUUUUUGUGGGAGAACGCAUUUAUUGCAAGGAUAAUGGAGAAUAUUUGGCUUGAAGGGAUAAGGCGAAAGGUAAAAAAAGUAAAGGAUACUCGAGUCAUUCAGGAGGUCAUAUCUUUUUCUGGGGAGGAGACUGACUUCAUGCAGGGUUACAUUGAGAAACUGGAAGAGGAAACAAAAAGCAUCUUCAGGUCCCCUGUGUCUACUCAUAAAAACUACUUUUACUUUGCAUGUGAAAGAUCAACUGAAGCAAGUGGGAAAAGCAAAGGAGAACCAACAAAGACAAGAGCUAAUUCUUGCAAAGCUUAUGUGUCUAUUAAAAUCAUCAAAGACGGUUGUUUCACAGGUGCGGUGGUCAACAAAAUGCUUCAACACAAUGGACAUGAUGUGUGCAUGAAAGAAGAGGGUGUUAAAAAUCGCAUUGAUCCAGAGUUGUUAAGUUUUAUAGAAAUGUGGCUUGAUCAAGGACAGUCAAUUUCAGAAACACUUUUAAAAUGUGUGGACUGGGCAGAGCGUCAUGGACAUAUGGACAAAUAUAACCGGCGCUAUUACGUUACACCUGAAGAUAUUCGAUUAAUCAAGAAGAGCAUUAAUGCUCUUAGUUUUCCUGAUGCGAAAGACUGCAUUAGUGUGGACAAGCUAGUCACAUCUGAGCUGCAGGAAAACAUUUGUUUUUACCAGCCAUUGAGUGAUAAUCAACCACUAAUAAUUGUAGUACAGACGCCCUGGCAAAAAGAUGUACUUCGAGAACAUGCUCACACCAUGGUAUUCAUGGAUGCCACUUACAAAGCCAUGACAGCAUAUGGUUAUGCAUUUUAUGCACUUUUAUUGACCAACAGUAUUGGAAGAGCGGUCCCAUUUGCUUAUUUUAUUGUGAGUGAGGAAUCAGCGGACAUACUUGCUUUCUGCUUGGAAAAGCUCACAGAACACAACCCUGGAUUUCUUCCCAGGUCGAUAAUGAUUGACCGUGACCUUAAGGAACUCAAUGCAUUAAGAAGAGUUUUUCCAACAGCCAAGAUUCUUCUUUGCUGGUUUCAUGUACUCCAGGCUGUGCAUAGGUGGAUGGUUAGAAGAGAUGGAGGAAACUUGUCAGUGAAUCAACGAAAUAUUGUAAUUCAAGCAAUGGUGUCAAUGAAAUCCUGUUUAACGGAAGAGGAGUUUAACAGCAUGUCAGCUAGAAAGUGUGAAGAGAUUGAUACCUGUCUGGGCAGUUCACAUGUAUCAACCUACCUCAAGAAUCAGUGGAUUUGUAUGGGAGGUUUGUGGUCCAAUUUUGGAAGGACGUUCUAUCACCACAACAGCGAAACCAACAACAAGGCAGAGAGAUUUUUUCUCACAAUGAAAUACCAGUUUCUUAAGGGAAGAAUGAAUAACAGGAUUGAUAAGCUUCUUCGCUUGCUAUGUGGUGAUGUCCAAAAAUAUUACAGUUACCUAGAUGAACUGACAGACACUGGACGAAUAAAAGGAGGGAACACUGAAGAGACCACAAAUGCUGCGCAUUGCAUGAUUGCAAAAGGCUUGGAUGCAAAAGUGGAGAUAAAUGAAAAUGGAGUGUGUUUGGUUCCACCAGAUAUAAGCACACAAUCUCACAGAGUUGACUUGGUGAUGCAUAAUUGCGAUUGCAAAAUAUUCCAGUGUGGAUCUGUGUGCAAACACUUAAUUUUCUCAAAAAUCAUUGCAGAGAAACAAGGACUUGUAAUUCAAGACCUUAGGGCAGAAGCAGCAAGAAAAAUGGUUGACAGUGAAUCCUACUCCACAGAUAACGAAGACCUUACUGUAUAUCAUUUUGAUGGGAGUGUAGGAAUUGUACAUUGUAAAGGGAACAAAUUUUGCACAUGCAUUGCAAGUAGCUAUGGAGAGGUGUGUGUGUGUGUCUUAGUUCACAACAUUAUCUACACAACAUCCUGUGAGAACAUAUUUGAUGAUCCGCCCUGCCCAAAAUCCAGUGAGAAAAAAAAAGUAACACUGCAACACAUGCUCACAGAUCUUCAUGAGUGGAGCCAAUCAGAAAAAUUUCAUGAGGAUAAGGAAGUGCACAGUUUAAUACAGAGAGCACACAAAUUAGUUUUUUCACAGUUUAGCAAAUUGUCAAGAAAAAGAAAAGUGACUGCACUUCAUAAUUAUCGUAAAAGGGUCAAAAAAGCAAAAGAUGCAGUCACUGUAACUUACAUGGUGAAAAAGAAGAAAAAACGUGGUUGAUCUUGUAGAGGGAUAAUACAUGUUUCUUUGACAAUACCUAUGCUCUGCCU